UUCUCUUACGAAUUUGAAAGUAUUUGAAAUUAAUCCUCCAUGGGAGUGAGUUUGUAAAAUUUUAGGAAAGUUUUAAAGUUGGGUUUGUUGAAUAUUAGUUUGGUUAGUACUAUAUCGUUGGAUAAUGGCUUUUUCAGGACCGUUUUCAUCUGAUGUUCCCUUCUGGAAUAAUGGCCCUUCCCCUGGAUGCUUAUACGAUUUUCCGAAAGCCAAUCUAUCUAAACCAAAUGAUGGUGGAUUUCACCAGCGUUCACAACGUCCUAUAACCACAACCACCUCUGUGUUGGCUAUGAAGUUUGACGGUGGAGUCAUCAUGAGUGCUGAUAUGCUGGGAUCUUACGGAAGUCUUGCUCGCUUUCCAAACUGUCCUAGGCUGGUCAGAGUCAACAAAAAUAUCUUAAUCGGUGCCAGUGGAGAUUAUGCGGACUUCCAGUAUUUGAAGGACAUUAUUCAGCAAAAAAUAAUUGAUGAAGACUGUAUGGACGAUGGUUUCAACCUUAAACCCAAGUCGCUCUACUGCUGGCUGACCCGAGUCCUGUACAACCGCAGGUCAAAGUUUGACCCUCUGUGGAAUACAUACGUGGUCGCUGGUCUUCAAGAUGGCGAACCAUUCCUUGGUGGAGUAAAUAUGCUUGGAACGGCUUUUGAGGAUUCUACGGUUGGAACUGGCUAUGGAGCUUACAUGGCGCUGCCACUGAUGAGGGAAGCCUACGAAAAAAAACCUAACAUGAGCCAACAAGAGGCCUAUCAGCUGUUGGUUAAGUGCAUGGAGGUCUUGUACUACAGAGAUGGUAGAGCUUUCAAUAAGUAUCAAAUUGCGACGAUAACUUCAAGUGGUAUCGAAAUAACUGAGCCUCUGUCCAUCGUUGGCAACUGGAAUCUGGCCAACUCCUACUAGAAAGUUUAUCAUCAGGAGUCUCAGAUUCAACAUCCUUGCUGAACACUUCCUGCGUUAAUUUCUCUUCAACUUUUAUAUUAAUAAAUUAUUAAAUAAUA
Messenger RNA from Homalodisca vitripennis (glassy-winged sharpshooter), 996 nucleotides. Its product is annotated as proteasome subunit beta type-4-like. Lineage: Eukaryota; Metazoa; Arthropoda; Insecta; Hemiptera; Cicadellidae. Gene Ontology annotation, cellular component: proteasome core complex. The coding region runs from base 125 to 898 and encodes 257 amino acids. The transcript has 6 exons. The record is from RefSeq and is a predicted model, not a curated record.